AUGGCGUCAACGUUGAAGACUGACGCAGCUACAAGUAGACGAGAGCUUGGUGAUAAGGAUGUUUCUGUUACUGGUGGUUUGCAAAAUGCGAGAGAUUUCUUCCAAAUCUUGGCCAGCAAGAAAGUCUGUGGUAGAUAUCCUCAACUGAUCUACUUCAACUAUUUUGCCUACCACGAUACUCUCUUCUCUGUACUUGAAGCAUUUCCUGCUCUAGCAUCGCAAACCUUCGAAAGCGGGGAGGAAGAAGAGAUGGGCCUGGCGACAUCGAGAUAUCCGCUUUUUAUCAUGGCGGAAGCACAAGCCCCAUUAAUCCAGAUAAAAGAAGUCCAUCAGAUGUACCCCAUUGCUCUGAAUCACGGCAAAGCGGACGUAUUUGGGCUUGUCCUGCCGGAAAUCCUAAGGGUAAUUCCAACACUAAGACUCGAUGCUCUGGAUUACCUGCUGCGUCAAUGCCCUGAGCUGAUGGAAGUCCAAUACAGCAGCCACAUGUCAGUCCUUCGUGAACUUGCUUUUCGUUUUGUAAAAAGAAGCGAUGAGCCUUCACCCGAUGACAAUGAAAUCACGUUGUUCAACAGACUCAUUCGAUACCUGGUCACUGCAGAAGCAGCAGACUGCGAUGCCGACCUCCUCAACCUCUUUGUUUCAUCCCCAGUCAAGGAUGAAAACAUGGAUUUGCUGGUCCAAACCAUUGCUCCUCAAACUACCAGCCUCACCAUCUCACAUCAGGUAGGAGGCCACACAGGCGCCAUAGCCACCCCCUUAACCCCUCACGGGGUGAAAUGGAUGUCCAAGUUGUUUCCGCAUGUAUCCGUGCUCAGCAUCAACCCGGUUGAAGGUUUCACCUGCCCCGAAGUGUACAUCGCGAUCCUUCGCUCAAUUGGUGACCUCAAAGGCAACAACCUAAGGACUCUGCAUCUUGACAUACCGUGCAAGCUUUUGAAUUGCUGCCGCUUGACUCAACAACUGCUAUUUCAUUUGGUUUCAACCUGUCGAGUUGAUGAACUACGUCUGCAUGCAAAUGCAACGUGUUGGUAUGACCUGCAGGGACCUCCAGACUCUGGCGGGGACAAGAUUAUGUGUGACAUUGUAGCUGAAGCCCUGGAACUUCGACAAGCCCCCAUUCCAACUCUUGUAUUGGGUUGUCUCCGAAUUGGCAAUCUUUCUGGUGGUCCGAUCCACUCAAUCAUGUCUUCCAGCCACGGAGCACAACAACUUUCACUCAUUCAUGGCUCCCCUUUUAGCGUGGGUUGGAUCGAGUCCUUGCCUGCAUCGAGCACUCCCUCCGCAACGGCUUGCUUGGAAAGGCUAUAUCUUGAGUUUGUAAGGAAGUCGCCUGAAAUGUUCCAUACCAUGUUCCAGCAGAUAUGUUGCAUCGGAGGACUGAAGCAGUUAGAGAUAGCUCCCAGAAUUGUCUUUUCUUCUUGCAGAGGAAGACCAGAAGACCUUUCCAUUGAUGUUACUGAAGAUGUUGUCAAUCUGUUGCUUCAUGCCAAGGUUCUGACAAGGCUCAAGCUGGGAAAGUCUAUUCAUGUAGUCAUGUCCAAGAUUUGCGCAGUGCUCCACGACAACCAGCAUAUGCAAUCGUUGGAGCUCUAUGCCAGUGAAAAUCCUGACCGGCCUCGCACAACCAAAAAACUUGCGCCGGUUGGUAAGAAAACUUGUGACCAAGAAUCCAGAGAAAAGAUUGGUCCGUUUGGGCCAUUGGCCGACUUGAUGGAAAACCACAACACAGCGCUGCUUGACUGUUCCUCAAUCCGGUCGCUCCAUAGAUUGAAUCCGGACCCUAUUCUCACCAAGAACAAAAUGAAGAUAGUCUACCGCACACAACUCAACAAGUUCGGUCUUGGUAAAGCACGGAACUCGGGCACAACAAAGGAAACAUUGGUAUCACUUCUGGGAGGCAUUGUGGGCUCAGAGACCGUCAGAACUUCCUUUGGCCGCCUCAUCAGUCCGCAGGAAGUUCGGCUUGGGGAUUCACGCGAUGAAAUGCUAGCAAACCGCAGGAUGUUGGGUGGUCGGCCCAAUUCACUGAAUAGCCUGUUGCGACAAAUGAAUGGUGCUUCGUCUCGGUUGGGUGGUUCACACCCCCACAUAUCCGCAACGCAUGUGGAGCUCCCAUCCGUUGCGUAUUCGUAUGCCUUUUUGCGGGAGACACCAUCGCUGUGGGCUCCAGGCUGA
This is a messenger RNA of Seminavis robusta, 2178 nucleotides long. The record is from the annotation of a GenBank genome assembly. NCBI's taxonomy places the organism in Eukaryota, Bacillariophyta, Bacillariophyceae, Naviculales, Naviculaceae.